AGCAAGGACGGGGAAAGCGUCACGCUGAGGAACGAACUCUUUCCCGCCCUCCAAAGCCUAGGCUCGGGGCGCGGGAAACCCUUACCGACUCAGGGACGCGCCCGCCGCCGCCGGAGCCCGCCCUCCGCACCACGUGACCGUGGGCACGCCUCUUCCUCCGAUUCCCGGAUGUGGACGAGCCCACUCGCCCGCGCGGAGGGGAGUUGCCAAAGCAAAGGGGAUUUGGCGAUGGAGGCUUUGUUGGAAGGAAUACAAAAUCGGGGACGUGAUGGGGGAUUUUUGACAUCCUGUGAAGCAGAACUGCAGGAGCUCAUGAAACAGAUCGACAUAAUGGUGGCUCAUAAAAAAUCUGAAUGGGAAGGGCAGACACAUGCUUUAGAGGCUUGCUUGGACAUCCGUGAACAGGAACUUAAGUCUCUUAGGAGUCAGUUGGAUAUGAAACACAGAGAGGUUGGAAUGUUGCGUCAGCAGGUGGAAGAACAUGAAAAAGCCAAGCAGGAGAUAGCCAUGGAAUAUAAGCAGGAGUUAAAGAAACUACAUGAAGAAUUAGGCAGACUGAAGAGAAGCUAUGAAAAACUACAGAAAAAGCAAAUAAGGGACUUCAGAGGAAACUCCAAAAACCACAGGGAAGAUCGGUCUGAAAUUGAGAGGUUAACCGGAAAAAUAGAGGAAUUUCGUCAGAAAUCACUGGACUGGGAGAAGCAACGUUUGAUUUAUCAGCAACAGGUAUCCUCUCUGGAGGCCCAAAGGAAAGCUCUGGCUGAACAAUCAGAGAUCAUUCAGGCUCAGCUUGCCAACCGGAAACAGAAAUUAGAGUCUGUAGAGCUGUCCCGCCAGUCAGAAAUUCAGCACCUGAGUGGUAAGCUGGAGCGGGCCAAUGACACUAUCUGUGCCAAUGAGUUGGAAAUAGAGCGCCUCAACAUGAGGGUCAAUGACUUGGUUGGAACCAAUAUGACUGUUAUGCAAGAGCAGCGGCAAAAAGAAGAAAAAUUGAGGGAAUCUGAAAAACUGUUAGAGGUCUUGCAGGAAGAAAAGAGACAAUUAAAGGCAACUCUUCAGUCUCAAGAAAAUUUCAUCCAUGAGGCAAAAGUGCGAAAGGAGAAACUACGAGCAAAAUUAAAAGCAUCUGACACUCAACACACAACAGAGGCCAUAAGGUCACUAGAGGAGUCUCAGACAGAAAGGCGGUACACCUCGCAAGAACAGGACUUAGACAACGUGCUCUCCCAGCUGGAUUUUACCCACACGAGUGAGGAACUUCUGCAGGCAGAGGUGACUCAUCUGGAAAGCAGCUUGGAAUCUGUAAGUACAACAUGUAAACAGUUGAGCCAGGAACUAAUGGAAAAGUAUGAAGAACUGAAGAAGAUGGAAGGACAUAACAAUGAGUACAGGGCAGAGGUUAAGAAGUUGAAAGAACAGAUUUUACAGACUGACCAGAGUUACAGUUCUGCACUAGAAGGAAUGAAGAUGGAAAUUUCCCAGUUGACUCGGGAGUUACAUCAGCGAGAUGUCACUAUUGCUUCUGCCAAAAGUUCUUCCUCUGACAUGGAAAAGCGACUCAAAGCAGAGAUACAAAAGGCAGAAGAAAAAGCCGUAGAGCACAAGGAGAUUUUGGAUCAGUUGGAGUCACUCAAGUUAGAAAAUCGUCAUCUUUCUGAAAUCGUGAUGAAACUGGAAGUGGGUUUACAUGAGGCAAAAGAGAUUUCACUAGCAGACCUCCAGGAGAACUAUAUUGAGGCAUUAAAUAAAUUAGUGUCUGAAAAUCAACAACUACAGAAAGAUUUGAUGGACACCCAAUCUAAGCUGGAGAUUUCUACUCAGAUGUGCAAAAAAAACCAUGACAUGCUCUUAAAACCGACACACAGCAGAGCACCUGAGUUCAAGAAUACAGAGUUCAAGCCAUCCCUUGGCCAGCACAGACGCGAUGGAGUAAAGACGGAGCGCCGCCAAGCAGGUCUCUGUCCUCCACGAGGACAGGCGCCGGAGAGGGUGGGGCCCGUAGCCACGGUCCUCAGCCCCCUGAGUUCUCAUUUCAGCCCUUCCAGCUCCUGCAUCUCUCUGCCUCCCAACUUUCUGUAUAAAGCCCACUCUUUGCCUUCAGUGCUAGAUCCAAAUGAAGCCAUUUUUUCUGAUACUAUCUCUGAGAGUAUAAAUGACCAAGAAGAGUUAAUGUCUUCGAGUCCCUCGCCUGUAUCUCCCCUUGGUUCAAUAGCUACACGAUUUUUGGAAGAGGAGGAACUGAGGUCUCAUCAUAUUCUAGAACGCCUGGAUGCCCAUAUUGAGGAACUGAAAAGAGAGAGUGAAAAGACAGUGAAACAAUUCACAGCUCCAAAGUAGCCUCUUCAGAAAAAUCACAAAUUUGGAAAUAAAAACAAACACCAAAGAGUUACUGUCAUCUGAAGUAGUGGCCCUUUAAAGACACGGAGAUACAAAAAUCAUAGAGCUGUUGUGAAGAAAUCUGAAAAGCUGAUCCUUCUCCAAGGCAUUUCUACUGCACUGGUCUGUUUGAAGGACCUUUCCCAGCAAUAACUUGUAAGAAUAAACCACUUUGCUAGACUU
Miniopterus natalensis is the source of this 2559-nucleotide messenger RNA. Lineage: Eukaryota; Metazoa; Chordata; Mammalia; Chiroptera; Miniopteridae. The record is from RefSeq and is a predicted model, not a curated record.